This is a messenger RNA of Lytechinus pictus (painted urchin), 3987 nucleotides long. RefSeq lists its product as uncharacterized. The record is from RefSeq and is a predicted model, not a curated record. NCBI's taxonomy places the organism in Eukaryota, Metazoa, Echinodermata, Echinoidea, Temnopleuroida, Toxopneustidae. Bases 176 to 2338 code for a protein of 720 amino acids. Gene Ontology annotation, molecular function: protein binding. The transcript is spliced from 7 exons.
GAUAUUACUUUGAUGAAGUUUGGUUGGACUAGACCAACUAUUAGUUUGACAAUUGACAGGUCAUUCUACCAACCAGACUGUGUAUGCAUGCAUGGAAACAACUUGGAUAUCUUAUUUUAGUGUUGCUUUAAAUUCCAUUACUUUUGAAUUGGACUAAUCAAUUACUAAGACCAGGAUGGAUUUUUGGUCUCUGUAUCUCUUGAUAUUAGUCUCUGUGAUAAGCCUUUCAUCAAGCAAAGCACAGGAAGGAAGAUGCACAAAGAGAAUCAGUCGAGUAGUCUUUUACACCGAGACCUUCUCCAAAUCAUCUUCACAGAAGUACAAAGUGAAAUGCGGCUUCCUACACCUUUUUGAAUGUACUCGAUACAGAACUGUGUAUUCUGUCGGUUCAAGGCGGCUCAGCAGAGUUGGUUAUACUACUGGUUACGAAUGCUGCCCUGGUUGGAUAACAGAAGGAUCGAAUUGUUUACCAACUCAACCACCGACUACGAAAGCAGUUACAACUACUGCGACGGAAGCGACGACGACCACCACUAUCAACAGUAACACACCCACUACCACAAUACCACCGUCAUCUACAACUAAUCGUAACACUAACAACGGCAACACUCAGCGACACGCUCGUUCCCGUACACCGACCACCGACUCUCCGAUCAAUAGCACCGAGACCUCAACCGAAUUCGUUGGAGGGCCACGAGGAUCGACCAGCUUGCUGUCGAAUAGGUCGAUGAUGAUGGGUAUUUCCGUGGUAGCUGUAAUCGUUUUCCUGGCGAUGUCGAUUGGCGGGGUCUUCUGCGGCGUCAGGAGGCUGUGCCCGAAAAAGAAGCCCGCUGAAAGGAGUGACAGUGAGCUUCCAACGAGCAGAGAGAAUGAAGCCUCCAGAAUGAUGAAUGGUACAGUUCCAAGUGGAAGUAAAGAUGUUGGUGCUCGGCCAAAACUCAAACAGAAGAUGAUGGGUCAGAAGGGUAAACUGACAGCCGCUUCGAAUCCUGGAUAUGACCUCAUGGACCCUGAUAAUUUUACACAGGAAAGUUCAUACGAAGCUAUCGACCCAGAAGAAGGACCCCUGAAACCUCACAAAUACCAAACUGACGCAAAAGGAUUUGAGCGAGUAAGGAUGUCCGAUUUGACGCAUUCGCGUGCGACACGUCUGCAAACUAGCCCAGAGAAGGGCCGACGCCCAAGUGCACCACCCGCGGUUAUUGACAACGACUAUACAACCUUUACAGACGAAAUCAGAACGCCUCCUGAACCAGCUCCUAGGAAUCCACCUUCUGAUAAUCUUAAGAUGGAUGAAUCUAAAAUCGAAAAAAGAAAACCCCUUCCUAAGCCCAAGCCUUUACCGAAAGCCAGGAGAAAUCUGCAGCCUGGUUCAGGUUCGUUAAACACAAGUGCACCGCCCUCUGCGUCAAACCAUCUGAGUGCACCUUCUACGGUAACGGCACAAUACCUGGACAUGUCAAAGGGACAGUCUCCCUCAUUCGCAAAUGCAGAACUAAGCAGCUGUGAGAAGGAAAGUGCAUCACCAAGGAAGCCCGGUAUAAUAAAGUUUCCUUCCUUUGAAGAAAGUCGUAAAGCCUCCGUUGAGGACUGUUCUGAGGGAUUCAAAACCAACAUGCCAAGACCCUCAAUCGGUAAUAUAAAUUUGUAUGACCAUGUUGGUGAGAGUAGGUCAGAGCCAUCAUCACGACGGGGCAGUGAUGCCAAGCAUGCCUUUCCAACGCAAGGAAUGUAUGUUCCCCCUGGAGAUCUAUCUCCCGCAGUUACAAAGAAGCUUACGCAUGCCGCCUAUGAAAAAACGACAUGUACAUACGUGGUUGGGGAUCAGGUUCCGGGAGUUCCUCCUCGCUCCCCGCUAUUCAGUGACAGUUAUGACCUUGUGGGUAUAAAUGGAUGUAAUGACCUUGGGAUCGAACAUGAUCCAGUCAAUGAACUCAGCCCCUAUGAUGUUGUUGUAACGCCAGAGAAUAGAAGAAAGAAGACCAAACCAGACAUCAUGAAAUCUGGUUAUGCUAUUCCUCGCCAAGAUAGUGGCGAUCUGGACAAUUAUUACGAAAACCAUAGGCGCUCGACGGCAUCAUUGCCGAACAGCAACCGAAAACUAUCCCUCCCGGUCCAGUCGUAUGGGGACGAAGAAGUCUACGACAUCGUAGAAGUUAAAGACUCACAUUCGAUGACUACAGGUAGACCUCCUAAGGUUGCUCCUAAGAAACCAACCGUCACGACUGGUUUGGAGUCACAGACAACCAAGACAGCAAUAGAGCGGAGUCGCUCUGGUCCUUCUUUAUUCAGAUCCGCAGAAUUGGAUUCAAUGUACAUGAACACAUCUAGGUUUUGAAACUGUCAAUCCUCAAGGACUACUAAGUCAUCCAGAAGCAUUCUAUGAUGUAGAUAUCAGAGGGAAUUUUUAGUGUGAGAGUCAGCAGUUCCCAUGGCGUGGAAGGGGUUAACCCAUGUCAUCGUGCCAUUGUAUGAAUAUAAUGACAUCCAGUAGUAGAUACGAUGGAAUAUUCAUGGUGAAAGCUUGCCAAGGCUAGUCAGGAAGGCCAUUCUUUGUUAAGCCAAAGUAGGUUGGUCAAAGUUAUCAUCAUCGUUUUUUUUUUUAAUCCCGACUGCAUGGAUUGAUCUAGUGUUCGGACAUAACCAAUGAUGCAUUGGUUCAUCCCACUUGAUCAACGUCAGUGUACUAUUGAGGUCAUGUAACUGAUAGGUCAUUCAAGUCACUGUUGCAAAGGUUUUCAAAUCAAUAUUUUCCCUGUGGUAUCAAUACCUUGUCAACGAAAUCACUUUCUCUAGUCUGCACAAAAAAGUGGAAUGCAUUUAUGUUAUUUACUCUCAGCAACCGUGGAAUCUAAAAUGCAUUUUAAAAAGAAUGUUCAGAAAUGAAGAUAUAUUCUUCGUAAUCACACAUUUAAAUAAUAUUAGUGUUUAUUACACAUAAGGCAAAGCUACGACAUGAUUUCCUUUGUUUUUUCGUUUUCAUGGUUAGUUUAAUCUAUAUAUUAUAGGAAAAUAUAAAUUUAUCUCUAAUUUAGAUCUAAAAACCGUUUGACUUGUGCUAUAUGGAAAUUCAAUCUUAUCGUUUAACUUUUAUGAUAUAAUUUAGUUGAUAAAAACAAAACAUGUAAAGGGGUGGAGGACUUUGCAAAACUGUUACCUAGCACAUGGAUCUCGCAGCAUAUUUUAUAUGAAUUCAAUGUACUUUUAAAUCUAUUUUAUAAGUAAAGACCGGCUGGUACGGUGUUUGUAUAACUAAAUAUAAAGUACCUUAUAUCUUUCGAUUAAUGGUAAUGAGAUUUUUAACUCUAUUGUUAUCAUCGAGAGAGCAAUUAAUUUUCGCCCAGGCUUGCCCAAUAAUAAUGAUUAAUUUUACAGAGGCUCCAACGGGAUCGUACAAGUAUGAAAUAAUGUAUUGUGUGAUUAGGACAAUGCAAAGUGGUGUUGAGCCAGAGAUAGAGAAAGAGACGGUAGAGGGAGGGAGAGAGAGAGAGAGGGGGAAAGGAGGGGGAGGGGGGGGGGGGGGGCGUCCGGAACGAGGGGACGGAGCGAUAAAAGAGAGAUGUGCUGUUUUAACUUGUAGAAUCAAGUUUUAUUAUUAAUCAAAUAAAUAUAAACACUUAAAUUGGAAAGUAAUUCAGUACUGAGUAUAUUAUUUAGCUAUUAAAGGGGCCUCGCAUUUUAGUUAGGACAAAAUGAAGGCAAGAAAACCAUCAAUUACAAUGCGAAAAAAAAAGAUAUUACCAUAAUGUACUAUUAUACUACAUUCCUUUUCUAGCUUCUUCUACCAUUCAUAAUAGCAUGACUAUAAAAGAGUAAAGGUACCAAAAUUUUGUCGCAUGGCAACGGAAAACUUUUUUGCUAUGGAUAUCGUAAACUUUUUUUUUCAGUAUUAGAUCAAAAUGGAAAAAGUAAACCAUGUAUAAAUUACUAUCUAACAGAUGGGAGGGGCAUUGGGAGCCAAGAAUUAAAAAAAUAUGAAUACCGACC